AAUGAGGCCAACAGGCCCCAGCACGGCCAGUAUUUCGCGUCUUACCUCUGCCAGUUCAAUUCUUCUGAGGCCUCCGAGCAGUUCAGACACCAUGGGGAAGAAGUUCAUCGUGCUUCUGCUGAUGUGCGCAGCAGUCAUCUGCAUGCGGAAGCACCCAGACUUCUUCGAAGGCUGCGUGCGGCAUCCAACCGACCGGGUGUCGCCAGGCGUAUGCACCUUGGUAUCCGAUCUUGUCAAGAACACGUCGUUCGAGUCGUACACGGAGCCUGUUCUGAAGUUAUCCGCCAACCAGCCACGCUCGGGCUACCUGAACGCUCUACUUGAAAUGACUCGCGUCGCAGUCCAGCAUUCCGACGAUGUGUCGAAAGGGGCCAUCAUUCGAGUGGAGUUCAUGACCGCCCGAAGUGCCUGCAUUCGCCCGGGCGCCUACUCCGCGGCCAUUUGCCCGCCCGCUGUGUCCAAGGCAAAUGGUUUGUGCCAGGCAAGGUACUUCAUGUACGACAAAGCCAUUUUGCUCCAGCGAGCUUGGUGCAAGCCCCUUGAAUAGACUUACGAGUUGCCAAGCAAGACUCCGCUUUUGUGACCCCCUGCAGCGCAAGCCUGCCAGGUGUGUGAGCCGCAGACUUAGGAGUGAAUAAAGUGUGAUGAACACUUA
Molecule: messenger RNA, 655 nt
Organism: Dermacentor andersoni
Lineage: Eukaryota; Metazoa; Arthropoda; Arachnida; Ixodida; Ixodidae
Source: RefSeq, a predicted model, not a curated record